Messenger RNA from Miscanthus lutarioriparius, 828 nucleotides. NCBI's taxonomy places the organism in Eukaryota, Viridiplantae, Streptophyta, Magnoliopsida, Poales, Poaceae. The record is from the annotation of a GenBank genome assembly.
AUGGAGAUUCAGUGGUUAAAAGUACUGCAGGUCUUGGAUCAUGUCUUCCUUGUUAAUCUGCAGGUCUUGGAUGUAAGAUGUGGAAUUGGGGGGGCCUUAAGGGAAAUAGCCAGAUUCAGAUGUCUCAAUGCUAUUUGUCAUUCUAGCUCAACAGAUAUAACUGGACUAAACAACAACGCUUACCAGAUAUCAAGGGGCAAGAUGCAAUAUAGGCUAUUUGCAUUUCAGGAGCUCAAUUUUUCGGCCGGUUUGAGUGAGCAGUGCAACUUCAUAAAGGGAGACUUCAUGAACAUGCCAUUUCCUGACAACACCUUUGAUGCAGCCAACGCAAUAGAGGCCACAAUUUAUGCUCCUGAUGUAGAGAUAUACCGGGUGCUGAAACCUGGUCAAUAUUUCGCACUAGAUGGACUGCGCUUGACUGAUAAAUUUGAUCCAAACAACGCUAAGCAUAGGGACCUCAAGGCCAAAAUUGAGCUCGGCUGUGCCUUGCCUGACGUCCGUACCACUCGUCAGUGCAUCCAGGCUAUGAAAGAAGCUGGAUUCGAGGUGCUGGAUCUUGCUGAGGACUCUCCAUGCCCAUGGUACUGGGACAUAGAUGCCCACCUUUUCUCAUGGAGCAGCUUCAGUUACUCUGGUGUCGCAAAGUUCCUCAUGCGUGCAAUUGCUGGUACACUGGAGUUCCUCCGGAUUGCUCCGAAAGGCAGCAGUAAGCUUGUUAGCAUGCUGCAUAGUGCAUCCAAUGACCUCAUCAUAAGCUGUCGGGAACAGAUCUUUACAGUGACCUUCUUUGUCCUUGGCCGGAAACCUCUCAAGGAAAGUGAUGUUUAA